ACGCUAUGAGCACAGCGGCAAGACCGGCUGUCCAAAAAAUGUGUAAUUACAGAGGAAACGAAUCACAACUUUACAGGUUCAACGUAUCUUACAUCAACUUUUUAUUUGCUGAAGUCAAGCAAUUUGUCAAGGAUUGGAGAGAUCUUCUCGAAAGAGGUGGUUCAGUGGCGGAAUUCAUGAAGAUGACAAUCAUAUGGUUACUUUACAACGGGACUCUGGCCGUCGGUGUAUUCUUUACGCCGAUCGUUACCGCAGCUUCCGCGUACGCUUCUGUCAUCAAGCAAACUAGUCAGGAUGACAGCGUUACCAAUACAACAAACAGCAACAUACAAAUCCUUUGGCACACAAACCAUGGUGAAUGCAUCAGUUCAGAUUCUUCACUUUACCAUCAAGCAACUUCAGGAAUGGUACUGAACAUAUGGAUGGUUGGUGUGUUCGGCGUGCUUACUACGGUUUUGAUCUUUGCGUCAAUCCUAGUGGGGCACAAAGUAAAGAAGAGCUCUAUGUUUCCUCCACAACUCCACGACCUAUUGCUAGUGUCGCCUGUAACAGGAUAUAGGGAUGCUGCGCCUCGAUUUGGAACGAAGAGCGCUCUUUUUGUUGAGAAUAUAGAUGGCGGGCCAUUUAUCACUGUAGACCAAAAAAUCGUGGUAGCUGUAGACAGGGAUCAAGCAAGAACGCUCUGUGACUUUAUGACUUGUAUAGCCGACAGUAAUUGGUCGGACCAGCUAAUUUCAGAAAAGCUAUUAGCUAUUUACAAAGCUGGCGGUGAAUACCAGUGGUAACAUAUGCACCUUUUU
Umbelopsis ramanniana AG is the source of this 800-nucleotide messenger RNA. RefSeq lists its product as uncharacterized. Lineage: Eukaryota; Fungi; Mucoromycota; Umbelopsidomycetes; Umbelopsidales; Umbelopsidaceae. The coding region runs from base 6 to 785 and encodes 259 amino acids. The transcript has a single exon. The record is from RefSeq and is a predicted model, not a curated record.